AUGGACACAUCGGCAGCGACCGGCGGGAAGGACGCGGCGGCGGCCGCGGCUGCGCGCCACAGCAGCAGCCGGCGACGCAGUGUGGAGCAUGGAGAAGCGGCGCGAAGACGUGCGCCUGCUGCUGGAUCCAGCGGUUCGUCCGAAGAGCGCGCGCGCUACGAGCUCGAGCGGAAGAAGGUCGCCAAGUACAAGGAGGACAAACUCAAGGCGCGUCGAGACCACACGCGCAUGAUCUUGGAGAGCCACGCGCAGGCGAAACGUCGUGCGCUGUUGGGCAAACAGUCGGAGUUCCUCGCGACGCUCGAGUUUCGCAAUACGCUGCCGGACAUUCCCUUUGACACGAAGUUUGUCAAGUACCCACACGAGUCGGAACGACUCAUCAAGUACAAGCCGAAUACGCUGGAGAUGGACUAUACGUACGAGAUCCAUGAAGAGUCGAAUUUGGGGCUGACGAUUGACCUCAUUGAUCCCGCCAAGUAUGAAGCUCCGGCGGAACCCGAGCCGCUUGAAGUUGGUGAUGAGCAGGCGUUGAUGAUGAGGGAAGACCAUGUCGGCAGCAAGGGCCGGUCGAAAGUGCGUCCGAGCGUGUCUUGGCUGCGACGCACGGAGUAUAUGGGCAACGACCUGUACGACUCGGUGCACAAGUUCAAAAGUGAAGCAGAAAUCCAGAAUGCACUACGCGAAGGCACGGAAAACGCAUUGGCCGAGGUGGUUUCGGUCUCACUGGAGGACCGUGCCGAAGCUUCUUUCCGCGACAUUAAUGAUCCGGGGUUGCUGGUGCACCCGCACGACUCGAAGAAAAAAGUCGCAAAGGUGUGGGACGUCUUUCCGGAUCAGCUCUUGUCUGCCAACAAGUACGCCAUUCUGUCCUACGAUAUGCUGCCUUCUGAAGACUUCAAGAACAAGGGGAUAACAAGUCGCGAAGAACGCGCGUUGCUUUGCGGUGUGAACAAGAAAAUCCAAGCUGGCAAUGAGCUCAUCCAGGGCUCUAUCUUGUUGCCCAACGCAUCUGCAGAAGAGGAGGAUAGCAGCGAUCGCGACAAGUUUUCGUAUCUUCGAGAGUAUCUCAUGUCUGUGGAAUCGCUCGAUAGCCGAGAGACGCAGCAUGUUGUUUUCGUGCUGGACCCCGAGUCUGAUCAGUUUACAUACAGUGAUGUUUUGAACCGCAUCCAGCUGCGGAAAACAAAGAUGAGUGGCGAGGAAAAGCGCCGCGACGGAGUUGUUGUAUACCGCCGGGAUUACUCUGAAGCUGAAAACGAUCGUCGUGCCCAGAUCCUCUUCCGCUGCGGAGGCGUCUACGAUGAUCAGCUUGAUGACGAGGAAAGUGUGCGCGAGCACAAGCGCCAACGAACCGGAGAUAAAGAUACGCCGCCCCCGUCCGACGACGAAGAUACGGAAACUCGUACACCACCUGGAAGCCCGAUCAAAAAGUCAAGCAGCCCUGCUGGCAGGAACGGUGACGGCGGUAGUCCCGAUCCGCGCACCGGCGGUGGUGCUAGCCCCGUGAUCAGCGAUAGCGACAGCGAAUAG
Messenger RNA from Hyaloperonospora brassicae, 1530 nucleotides. Lineage: Eukaryota; Oomycota; Peronosporomycetes; Peronosporales; Peronosporaceae. The record is from the annotation of a GenBank genome assembly.